UAAUUUUGAAUCAUUUGACAGAUUUCCAUGUGACUUUAGUAACGUCGGUACACCGCAGAUUGGAAGGAAAAAACUAAAAGUAAAUUAUCAAAUUACAGAACUUGCAUUGAAAUACACGGCACGAAAAUUAUCUGGAACGUAGUCUUUGAACAGUGUUUUUAACUUUUAUAAUUAUUGAAUUUGUCAUACUGCAUCUCGUGAACAUAAUAUUAUUUUCCGGUUUUUGUGGCCCCCGACUCGAGAAAUUUUAAAUCGAUUUCUUGAAGCGUUGGAUGUUCAUGAUAGAAACACCUACCACCGCUACCACUAUUGAAUUUUUAUUUUGACUCAAAAGAAUGAUAAAAAAUUAAAUGUUAUUAGUGACACGUAAUGGUAACAUAAAGUGAUAACUUGAUAAAAAUUUGGCUAAAGUUAGUUGAGUCAUCUUAUUUUCGGCAUUAGUGAGGAUUUUUUACUUUAAAUUCUGGAACUUAGAAAUAUUUCAAGCACCUCAAUAUGGAACCAGAAAUUCUCAAGUUGUGGAACAAAGUAUUAUCUGAAAAUAUCAGUGAGAUAUUUCGUUGCAAAUUUUCCACGUUCUUUGCAUUCGAUCAUGCAAAUUUCAGAAGAUUCACAAACAAUAUUAACUUAAUGACAAUACAUGAUAAACUUAAACAACAAAUGUAAUAAAUUAAAACUUUUUUCAACAUAUUCCACGCCAAGGUAAUAAGAUAAACCUGUUUACUAAAAUAAAUAAUGUGCCGUAAAAUUUUCAUGUACACGUUCAGAAUUUAGAUAAACUCAAAUUGUCAUUACUGUGUUAAUAAACAUCAAGUAAUUUUUGUGAUUAAAUAUUUGGUACUUAACAUUCAGCUCGUCCCAUUAUUCGGUAGUAUCUAGUAUUGCUUUAAACGUUUAUCCAAUAAGUUUAUUUGAAAUAAUGUACAUAUUUUUACUUAUUACAAUUCUUUUUACGGUUUUAACAAACGUCACAAGCAAUAUUAGUGAAUCAUGGUCAACGUAUGAAUAAGAUAUUAGAACGUGACGGAUAUAAUGGGGAAACUCAUAAUAUUACAACUGAAGACGGAUUUAUCCUGAGCUUACAUCGAAUUCUAGGAAAAGUUAAUUCGACUCCGGUAUUGUUGAUGCAUGGGCUCCUUUGUGAUUCUACUAUAUGGAUUAUUUUAGGAAAAAAUGUCACUAGAUUUAAUCUGCAUUUAUUCGCAUAUUUGUUAGCCGACAAAGGGUACGAUGUUUGGCUAGGAAAUUCCAGAGGAAGUAACUAUGGGAUAUCUCAUGUUAAAACAACUAAAGAUUUCAAA
Molecule: messenger RNA, 1301 nt
Organism: Microplitis demolitor
Lineage: Eukaryota; Metazoa; Arthropoda; Insecta; Hymenoptera; Braconidae
Product: lipase 1
Biological process (GO): lipid metabolic process
Source: RefSeq, a predicted model, not a curated record